This is a messenger RNA of Helobdella robusta, 246 nucleotides long. RefSeq lists its product as hypothetical. The record is from RefSeq and is a predicted model, not a curated record. The transcript has a single exon. NCBI's taxonomy places the organism in Eukaryota, Metazoa, Annelida, Clitellata, Rhynchobdellida, Glossiphoniidae. The annotation marks the transcript as partial.
GCUCCUAGUCCAUACCAAAUAACCUAUAAUACUCUUAAAAAACUACCCUUUAUUACUCUACAAGCAUUGGAAAAAGCAUUCAAUCUUAUUUGGGCACAAGCUGACGUUCCUAAUGAAUGGCAAAAGGCAUUAGUAUUGCCAAUACCUAAACCUGUUAAAACAAAAACCAAUCCUGAAAAUUAUAGACCUAUCUCAUUAACAAUUACCCUCUGUAAAGUCUUUGAAAAAAUAUUAUUAAAUAGGUUG